AGGGCGCCGUGGAGGAGGCUUGAGGUGUUGCACGCACCGGGCUCCGCUGGCCGGGCCGUACCGCUCCGCUCCCCGACCCCGCAGCUCCCGGAGCGAGAGGUGAUGCCGCAGCCUUUGCCGUGUCCAGGGGUGCCGCUCUCAAGAGCCGCUUCCUGCCCGGGAGAACGGUGACUCUCUGAACCUGGGAAAUGGCAGUGAUGGGAAUUACGUGCCAGGGAGCUCCUGAUCCAGCCAUCAAGCACAAGAAGGAGCUCACGGCUACCAAGGGGCUGAAUGAGACAGUGAGUGAAAAGCAGAGCAGUGUUUGCAAAGUAGAAGAGUCAAAGAAGGUCAUCUUCCACAGUCAGUGGAAAAUCCUGAAUGAUGUAAUCACCAAAGGAACAGCAAAAGAAGAAACAGGAGGAGGAUGUGCAUCAAUUUCUAUUAUUGCCCAAGCAGAAUGUGAAAACAGUCAGGAGUUCAGCCCCACUUUAUCAGAGAGAUCCUUUAUUGCUCAUAGUAAGCGUUACAGUAGCCGCUCAGACAGUCUUGACCAAAUCCCUAACAAUGUGGCCCAUGCAAGGGAGGGAAAGAUGGCACCUACCUGCUGGAGGGGGAGGCAGCGCGGGAAGGCGAGAAGGAAACGUCACAAGAAAAGAUCCAAGCUGAAAAUACAAACAGUGGCUGCUGGCAAGCGAGGCCCCAGGACUCCAGAGCAAGAGAGCUGCACUCCAAUUCCUGUCCAGGAGGACGAAUCACACCAAAAUAUUCUCUACAGAAACAGUUUUUGGGUUUCAGGAUUUAACAAGGACUCUAUGCUCCAUGAUCCAUUGUCUUUUGAGAAACCUGAGAAAGUUCUGUCUACAGGCCAACUCCACCCCCCAAGCAGCCAGUACAAAGCAGAACUGCACAAGUUGAUAAGCCCUAUUCAGUGUCUUAAUCAUGUUUGGAAACGGCACUAUCAGAGGGACAGUGUUCCACAGCCUGAAACUCUCCGUCCUUUUCCCUACAACAUACGACCCCCUCACUUCCCACAUCUGGACAGUUCUCUCCAUGCCAUGAAAUAUAAUGCCCUGGAGACAUACUUUCAUGGUGAUCUCAACUAUCAAGAUGGUGAGCAUCAACUAUCUGGCCUAAACUUAGAAUAUAGUUUCUCCAAAUGCAUCAACCAGUCCAUGAAAAGCAGCUCAGACAAGAUUUCUGUGGAGGAAUACUUGGUGGAUGCCUUGAAGGGGAGCGUGAGUCUUGGUGAACCCCAGAACUUAGCCAGCCUAGCCAAGACGUGGAGAGAAGGUGGUCUGGACCUGAAGGAACAAUGUCAUGAAGCAGAUGAAAAUGAAGGCGUGCUACUUACUGAGAGACUAAAGCCAGUGGAUUAUGAGUACCGAGAAGAGGUUCAUUGGACCAAAUGUCAUGGUUCUUUGGGCAUUGGCUCUUUUGGAGAAGUGUAUAAAAUAGAGGACAAACAGACAGGCUUUCAGUGUGCUGCCAAAAAGGUACAAGUUGAACACUUCCGUGCAGAGGAGCUAACAACAUGUGCUGCAGUAACAAGUCCUAAAGUUGUCCCCUUGUACGGAGCUGUGAAGGAAGGACCGUGGGUGACCAUCUUCAUGAAGCUGAUGGAGGGUGGCUCACUAGGCCAGCUAAUUAAACAGAGUGGCUGUCUGCCAGAGGACAGAGCCCUCAGUUAUUUGGGCCAGGCAUUAGAAGGCUUGGAGUAUCUUCAUGCUCAAAACAUUCUCCAUGGAGAUGUAAAAGCGGAAAACGUGCUCUUGUCUGAUGAUGGAAGCAGGGCUCUUUUGUGCGACUUUGGCCACUCUGCUCACCUCCAUCCAGAUGGCCUGGGAAAGUACCUGGUCACAGGGAACUAUGUGCCUGGCACAGAGACUCAUAUGGCUCCAGAGGUGGUCAUGGGAAAGCUGUGUGACUCCAAAGUGGAUGUCUGGAGCAGUUGCUGUAUGAUGCUGCAUAUGCUUAAUGGGUGCCACCCUUGGACCCAGUAUUACAAUCACCCACUCUGUCUAAAGAUAGCUAAAGAGCCACCUCCACUGAGGGAAAUUCCACCUUCCUGCAACCCUCUCACUGCUGAGAUAAUUAAAAUGGGUCUGGAGAAAGAGCCUGUUCAGAGAGCAUCUGCGUCUGAACUGAAAACAAAAACCAGUGUUGCACUUGAAGAAGUGGGAGGUGUGACAAGCCCCUGGAGAGGUGAAUACAGGGAGCCUAGGCAUUUGUCUCUGAACAAAGAAAACACUCCCCAGACAUCCCUGUCGCCUACAGUGAGCUCAGUUUCUGAGACUGGCUCUGACCCAAAAUUGGCAGUCAAAGUUUCUUAUGCAAGCCCUGUGCUACCACCACCAUCUCUGGACCAAAGAGAGGAGGUUGAGGGAACACCUUUGAAUGUGUGCAAGGAGUUACCUGAGGCCUGGGAUCCUCCACCUCUUCCCCUGAAGAGCUGCAGCCAUGUGGAGAGAUCAACAGCCGUUUCAGAGCAAGAGCUUCAGCAGCUGGAAAUAGAACUGUUUUUGGACAGCCUUUCACAGCCUUACUCACUGGAAGAGCAAGAACAAAUGCUUUCAUGUCUCAGCAUUGACAGCCCAUUUGUGUCAGAUGCCAGUGAGAAGAACUCCAUGAAGGCCUCUCACAGCUUGAGGGACAGUAUGAGCUCUGGGAUUCAUUCCUGGAACAGCCAGGCAGAUGGACAGAGCUUCAGCUGGAACAACCUACGGAGCCGCAGUCGGCACACAGACACUCCCAGCUAUUUCAAUGGAGUGAAAAUUCAGAUCCAGUUGCUAAGUGGAGAAAAUUUACACAUCAGGGAUUUCCACAGGACAAAGGUGGGAGACAUUGCCACUGGGAUAAGCAGCCAGAUACCAGUCCCUGCUUUCAGUCUGGUUACUAAAGAAGGCCAGCCAGUUCACUACAACAUGGAGGUCCCUGACUCUGGCAUUGAGCUGCAGUGCACCCUUGCCCCUGACUGCAGUGUAAGCUGGACAUGGCGAGUCAAGCAUGGUCAACUGGAGAACAGGCCAUGAAGCUGUUCCUGUUUUGGAGGUUUUUACUUUGUUGAAAGAAGGAAUUGCAAAAGCUUCCAACCACCACCCCUGCCGUGGAGCACCAAGUGCAGUUGCUGGUGUUUUAUGCUGAAGUAGAAUAGCGGCUCAGCGGCUCAGCAGCUCACUGCUCUCGGGCCUCACUUCUGUUGUCUGUUCUGAUCCAGUUCCAAGACAUGUCCUGAGCUUAGGUGUUCCCCAGAACAGUGGGAAUUACUUGUUUUGGGUGUGAGUGUUAGGUUGAGCUUGAGAAUGGUGGGUGGAAAUUCCUGCUUUUCAGAGGAAUGCGAUUGUGCUUUUCAGGAGCAGAGGGGGAUUGGAUGAGAACUUGUUGCUCAGCCUCCAAGGUGAAGCCAGUAGCUGCUGGGCUUGCCCAAAAGAGGAGGUUGGGUAUCUUCAGUGCAGCUGUAGUUGGUUGUGCCAGGGGGAGCUGGCUAUCUUCCCUCUAGCUGGAGAGAAAACUCAGUGUUUCUGUCAGCUUUGGGUAGCAUCAUCUCUACCUCAAGCCUUUCGCAUGGGGAAAAUCAACAGCAGUAACUGGCUGGGUUCUUGGUUUCACCUCCCACCCUUUCCUGCAGACACUUCCUUCUUGAAUCAGAAAAAUCUGUCUUCCCAGAAAGAGCUUUGCUUGCAGCUCUCAUCUUCAAGCUUCACUCCCUGGCUUAGGAGCUGGUGCUCUCUCUGGUGUCACUUCCAACUCUGGCAGGUAGGGCAGGAGGAAGGUAUGGUAUGUGUUGGUGGGAAGGGUGGAGGGGUUGUAUUCCUCCAUCCUCUUUCUACCGCUGACUUGGGACUCCUCGUGGACUGUCCCAUGCAGGCAGCUCCCCCUGGAAGGGGAAAGGGAUGUCAGGUCCUCUGGCUCAGACAAGGGCUGACUUUGACUACAGCAUUUAUAAAAACCUCACUCCCAGUUACCACCCCAUCUGGCCACUCAGCCCCAGGGUGGGAGCUCAGUGCCCCACGUGUGCAUGGUGUGAGCUCAGCCUGCCCUCACCGGCACUCAGGGACUGGCACGAGGCCUCCUGUCACUGUCGUUACUGCAAGACGUGUGCAUUGAGUGGGGUGGGCAGCUGGGCCCAGGAUGCCUUAAGCUUUCAACUAUUUUUUUACUGAUGUGUCAAUUGUUUUGAGUGUACUGAAGCAGCAUGGGUCCCAUUCUGAUGGGCUGGUGUUGGUAAGCCUCCUGUAAGCCAGAACAAAGGCAGAGGGAAGUGUAAGCUAGGCUAUAUUUAUUCAGGACUGCUCAAAGCCCUUACACACCUGGAAAUCACUUGACAGGGUGCUGUUGCUCUUCCAGUGUUGUAACUGCAGUGACCUCUGAGGAGGGGCUGUCUACAUCCAGGCUGAACAGAGAAAGCAAGGUAGGCUCUGCCAGAUCCAUGCUGGUUCUGGGGGCACAACGGGACAGGAAUGUUGGCAGUUUCCUCAAGUGAAGUUCACUUAGGAAAUAGCUGGGAAAGUUACAGCCUGGACCUCCCUUUCUGAGGAGCAAUGCUCCUUUAGGAACUGAUACUCCUUCCCUUUGGUCUCCCAGAGCACGGUUUCGAUAAGCUUGGCAGUGACAUUCCUCAUCAACAACUAAAGUUGUGAUCUAAUAAACAAGUGGAACUCUUGAGGAAAAAUGAAACCUGUCACCACUAUGGGUACAGUUUUUAUAGCACUUUUUGUUCUUGGCACUUAAUAUGUUGGCCAAAAUAGGCACCUGAUUAUAUCUGCAAUGCCACAUGAAGAGGCUUUUUAGUAAACAAUUAACACACUAUGCACAUGUCUUCAAGGAAGGAGUGGGGGCAGUGGGUAAGUUGGCUUGAUUGCUGUUUCUCAGAUGCCAUAAGCUACUAAGAACUGUAAGCUCUGGAGCAGGAGGAUCAGAAUGCCCCUCCAGGGCUCCCAGGAGCUUCCAGGUACAGAGUCAGUGCAGUGAUCAAACUCCCCACAUCUGGCGCCCUUCCUGGGCUUCCUGUGAGGCAGGGAGGAGAAAAACCUGUUGGUUGUUUCUAAGAAGAGUCUGUUGGUGAUGUGUCAAUCUGAAACACGAAAGUAGGGUCUGUUCCCAAAGGCUGCAUCUCAUGGCUUUCACUGCAGAAUGCUUCCAUGUACAGUUGUUUCGUACAUGGGUGAGAGAAUCAAGUUCUGCCAAGCUGUAGGGCAGGAUGCAGCAGCCCUCUGUUCCCAGGACUUCUGAGCUUCACACUUCAUUUAUAGCAUUAACAUUAAUAUCAGGCCACCUACAGAAAUAGAGGAAAGGUAGUGAACUCUCGUGAACCCGCAGUGUCUUUACUGAGUAGAUGGAGACAUCUGUGUUCUCCUGUACCCUCACACCAGCAUUAGCCAGUAUCUCCAUCCUAUUUGUUUUGUUCAGAACCUCCAGUCCUGUCUUGCUGCCACCUCAGGUGAGAAAGUGAGGCUGCAGACUUCCACCUCACACAUCUUGUACAAGACAGGCUGUGGCAUCAGCAGGCACUGCCAAGUGGGAAAGACUCUGGCUAAUACCACAAACCACCGGUGCUUUCUUACUGUCCUGAAUGUGGUUCUCCAGGGUUUGCAUGGUUUUACUGCCAGCUUGAGAUGUCCUCAACAUUCUCCUGCUACCGGGACAGUUUCAUUUGGCUGGUCAUUUUUGCUGUGACAGGCAUGAAAGUCCAGCUUCCAGAUGAAGGUUUGCUGUGCAAUGCUGACAGGAGACAAGCAGGAAAGCCUUUGGUUAUCCACAUUAAAACUGGGCUGAAAAUGUGUGUAAUAACAAGUGGUCUUUGGGACAGAACCCCAGGUCAGGCUACGAAGGACAAAUAACAGUAGGAGUCACAGAAACAGAUGGCUUUUGUUGUGUUGAUCCUUCCAAAGGUAUGGGAAAAUCACUGUUGGAAAGCAGUAUGGAGCUGAUCACCUCUUUGGGAUGGGCAGUACCGGUGAAGGCGAUGGAAUAAUGAGCUUGUGUUGAACGAAUGACACUUCAUAAAACUGUGAUUUCUUGAACAUUUUUGACCUGCAUUUUCACAUGGAAAAAGAAAUAAAGCUGGACAAAAAUAUUA
Molecule: messenger RNA, 6058 nt
Organism: Melopsittacus undulatus (budgerigar)
Lineage: Eukaryota; Metazoa; Chordata; Aves; Psittaciformes; Psittaculidae
Gene: MAP3K14
Product: mitogen-activated protein kinase kinase kinase 14
Exons: 17
Coding region: 189-3011 (940 amino acids)
Biological process (GO): protein phosphorylation; canonical NF-kappaB signal transduction
Molecular function (GO): protein serine/threonine kinase activity; ATP binding
Source: RefSeq, a predicted model, not a curated record